Molecule: messenger RNA, 2284 nt
Organism: Carica papaya (papaya)
Lineage: Eukaryota; Viridiplantae; Streptophyta; Magnoliopsida; Brassicales; Caricaceae
Product: ATP-dependent 6-phosphofructokinase 3
Biological process (GO): glycolytic process; fructose 6-phosphate metabolic process
Molecular function (GO): ATP binding; 6-phosphofructokinase activity
Source: RefSeq, a predicted model, not a curated record
UUCCUUUCGCUGUUUUGCUUUCCCAACAGUUUGUCCAAAUUGGCUCUGCCUUUUACUAUCUUCAAUCAUCUCUUCUUCCCCUCACCCCUUUCAUCCAUUUUUAUACAACUCGCAAGCUCGUUAAAUAGCAAACACACUUUCUGUAUUUUUUUGCCUUAUCUGUGUUUUUUUUUUCCGUGUUUUUGGGGGUUUGGAAAAUUUACAAGGCCUUUGCGUGCUUCUCUGUCUUCUGAUAUCUCGUUCUUAGUCAACACUGUUGUGUCCUAUAAAUAUGGAUUUCCAUUCUUCUUGCGCUCCAACCACAUCUCUCUCUGCCACUGGAUGGAUUCCAUUUAUGCUCCGCCACGGGUCUCUCCUCUAAAAUCGCGGUUUUUCGACCAGUCCAGUUACAGGAUCCCGGCUCUUGGCCUCAAGAGAUACUCGUCGGCGAUUCUCUUUUCCGAUUCACCUUCUCAUAAGAAAAUCGGAGUUCGAAGAGCCGUUAGUAUGGGCUCCUUAGGCAGCUCCAAGCCUAAGAUCGUGACUGGACCUGCUGGUUACGUCCUGGAAGAUGUUCCUCAUCUCACGGAUUACAUUCCUGACCUUCCUACCUAUCCCAAUCCACUCCAAGAUAAUCCUGCCUACUCGGUUGUUAAGCAGUACUUUGUGGAUAUAGAUGACACUGUUCCAAGAAAGGUUGUUGUUCACAAAGAUGGUCCAAGAGGGACACAUUUCCGACGUGCUGGACCCCGUCAAAAGGUGUAUUUUGAGUCAGACGAGGUUCAUGCUUGUAUUGUUACAUGUGGCGGUCUCUGCCCUGGACUCAACACUGUGAUUAGAGAAAUAGUGUGUACUUUGCAUCACGUGUAUGGUGUGAGGAAAAUCCUGGGGAUAGAUGGAGGAUACAGGGGCUUUUAUGCUAGAAAUACAAUCCCCUUGGAUCCUAAGGUUGUAAAUGAUGUUCAUAAGCGUGGUGGAACCAUCCUUGGGACGUCAAGAGGGGGCCAUGAUACCUCAAAGAUAGUGGACAGCAUUCAGGAUCGAGGAAUUAAUCUGGUCUUCAUUAUCGGUGGAGAUGGAACUCAACGUGGGGCAUCUGUUAUUUUUGAGGAAGUUAGAAGACGUGGUCUCAAAGUUGCUGUUGCUGGAAUUCCCAAAACUAUUGAUAAUGACAUUCCGGUUAUUGACAAAUCCUUUGGCUUUGACACUGCUGUUGAGGAGGCUCAACGUGCUAUUAAUGCAGCACAUGUUGAAGCUGAAAGUAUUGAGAAUGGCUUAGGUGUUGUGAAGUUAAUGGGUCGCUAUAGUGGUUUCAUUGCAAUGUACGCCACUCUUGCAAGCCGAGAUGUUGAUUGUUGCUUGAUUCCAGAGUCACCCUUCUAUCUCGAAGGCGAUGGUGGACUUUUUGAAUUCAUUGAGAAACGACUGAAGGAAAACGGACACAUGGUUAUUGUGAUUGCUGAAGGUGCAGGACAGGAAUUGGUGUCUGAGAGCAUGCAGUCAAAUACCCUUAAGGAUGCUUCUGGAAACAAACUUCUCCAAGAUUUUGGGUUGUGGAUAUCACAGAAAAUCAAGGAUCAUUUUUCAAAGCAAAAGAAGAUGGCCAUAAACCUCAAAUACAUAGAUCCUACAUACAUGAUUCGUGCUGUUCCUAGCAAUGCAUCUGACAAUGUGUACUGCACACUUCUUGCUCAAAGUGCUGUGCAUGGAGCAAUGGCAGGCUAUACAGGCUAUACAAGUGGUCUUGUGAAUGGAAGGCAAACAUAUAUUCCAUUUUAUAGAAUAACUGAGAAACAGAAUAAGGUUGUGAUUACCGACAGAAUGUGGGCAAGGCUUCUGUCUUCGACAAAUCAGCCAAGCUUUUUAACUCCCAAGGAUGUUAUUGAAGACAAGAAAGAGGAAGAACCAAUGAGUCAAUUGCUGGAUAAUGCCUCUUCUAUUCAAGCUGAAUUGGUGAACAAAGAGAUUACUACAUGAAUUACAACGAUACCAAGAAGAUCAAUUUAUCGGUUCUGUCAUUGUUUAGCUGCGAGUGAGGAUCAGUAAGCUCUCUCAAAAAUAUCCUGUCCCCUGCCAAGAUAGAUUCUAUUGUUAUAUGUGUUAUUUGGUGGUACAUAGCUGCGCUUAGUCUUAUCGAUGCUCAUGUUAAAGAGAUUAGUGUGCUUCGAUCAUGUAACUUAUAUUGGUUAAGAGAGUUUGUGGCUGUGACAACAAAUUUCAGAUGGAAAGACAAAUUAGUAGUUUGGGAUCCUUGUUCAGAAACGAAUUAAUAAAUGGUAUUUGGGUAAACUUCUCCUUUUGGGGA